Molecule: messenger RNA, 1573 nt
Organism: Urocitellus parryii (Arctic ground squirrel)
Lineage: Eukaryota; Metazoa; Chordata; Mammalia; Rodentia; Sciuridae
Gene: Pigl
Product: phosphatidylinositol glycan anchor biosynthesis class L
Cellular component (GO): endoplasmic reticulum
Molecular function (GO): N-acetylglucosaminylphosphatidylinositol deacetylase activity
Source: RefSeq, a predicted model, not a curated record
GGCGCAGUGCCACUUACCCAGCAUGGAAGCGUUGUGUCUCGGCUGUGUGUUGGCGGCGGUUCUAACGUGGGGUUUUCUCUGCUUUUGGGACUCUGCAGAACGAAUGAAGACUGCGGAGCAAGCAGGCCUGUUGAAAUCCGGAAGCCGAACCCUUCUCGUGAUCGCGCACCCCGAUGAUGAAGCCAUGUUCUUUGCUCCCACAGUGCUGGGUUUGGCACGCCUGAAGCACCGGAUGUCCCUGCUCUGCUUCUCUGCAGGAAAUUACUACAAUCAAGGAGAGAUUCGUAAGAAAGAACUUUUGCAGAGCUGUGAUGUUUUGGGGAUUCCAACCUCCCAAGUUAUGAUUAUUGAUAACAGUGAUUUCCCAGAUGAUCCAGGAGUGCAGUGGGACACAGAGCGUGUGGCCAACAUUCUCCUCCAGCAUGUAGAGGUCAAUGACAUCAACCUGGUGGUGACUUUUGAUGCAGGGGGAGUCAGUGGUCACAGCAAUCACAUUGCUCUGUACACAGCUGUGAGGGCCCUGCACUCCGAAGGGAAGUUCCCUAAAGGUUGUUCUGUGCUCACACUUCAGUCUGUGAAUGUGCUGCGCAAGUAUCUCUUCCUCCUGGACCUGCUCUGGUCUCUGCUGCAUACUCAGGACAUCCUCUUCGUGCUCACCAGCGAAGAAGUGGCACAGGCAAAGAGAGCCAUGUACUGCCAUGGAAGCCAACUCCUCUGGUUCCGCCGCCUCUAUAUUCUCUUCUCCAGGUACAUGAGAAUCAACUCACUGCACUUCCUCUGAGGCUUUGAAGAGUUUUCAGAUCUAAGGAACAAAGGAGAAAAGUAGACCAGGAAGACAAGGGGCCUGCCUGGAGAUGGCUUAUCUUCCUGAGUCAAAGGAGUUCCCAGCUAAGUGCCUCUGCAAAGGGAGACCCUGUUGGCCAAUGGGCUACCCAAACUCUGGCUUCUUCCUCUGGUGAGGGGGGCAGGGUGGAAUGAAGAACUGAAAACAAACCAACCCAAGGAUAAUUCAAAUAAUUUGAAUAAUGACAAAGCGUAUGUCAAACACCUAGCACAGAGCCCAGACAAAUUGCUGUUAUCACAAAUGAAUGCAGAAUGUACUAAAAACACAGGUAGGAUCUUUAAUUGCUUCUGAAGUAGGCUGUCUUAGUUUUGGGUUGGUAUAACUGAAUACCACAGAUUGAGUAAUUUAUAAAGAACUGAGGUUUAUUUAACUCUUGAUUCUGGAAGCUGGGAGCAAGACAUAGGCUUCUGCUUGACAUUUAAUGAAGAGCUUCCUACAUCAUAAUAAGGCAGCGGGCAUCACAUGGCAAGAUAGAGCAAGUGAGCCAAAGUGCUUAUUUCUAUAACAAAGCUACUCCCAUGAUAAUUCAUUAAUCUGUAAAUGACCCAGUCCUCUCCCAAAGAUCCUACCUCUUAACACUGAUGCAUUGGGGACCAUAUGUCCAACACAUGGAUGCCAGGAGACAUGUCCAAAUCAUAGAUUUACUGAAAAUACAUGAGCCAGGUGCAGUGAUGCACACCUAUAAUCCCAGCAAUUUGGGAGGCUGAGGCAGGAGGAUCCCAAGUUCAA